GUCACAGGCAGAGGGAGGAGGGGAGAUGGAUUGGAAAGGAGAGCAAUUGCUCUUAGGCAGGAGGAGAACAACAACAACAACAACAACAACAACAACAACCAAUCUUGCCAGUGUAUUGUUAUCCAGUCCGGGUUUUGCAGGCGCCCCUCCUCAGCUGGAGUUCCUUGCGAGUCCGUUCCAUGCCUUUUUCCUCCUCUCUAUUUUUUCUUCCCAUUUUUUUCUUCCGAAGUCCCCCUUUCUCCCUCGCUUUCAACCCGCGGAGAGCUCGCGUGGGGCGGGGGUGGGGGGUCAGAUGGUGCCCGGAUUCCAGUCCGGGUUUUGCGCGCCGCCUGCACCCCCGGUAGAAAUAGGAAAAUUCAAUAAUCAAAGCAAAAGGGAAGCGAGCGAGAGGAGGGGGAAAAAAAUCCCGGAUCAGGGCAACUUUGAUGGCGCAUGCGCGCUGUAAGCCUCCAUCCCAAACACACACAUUUCCCUGUACUUGGAAAGUCACCCAAAGCAGCCCCAAGUGCAGGGCAAAGAGACACCAACAAGUAUAGGGAACCUAUCAGACUCUAUCUGUUUCCUGAAGCACCCUGGGAGGGGUUACUGAUCCCGACACCCCUCCUCAACGUGUUGAUUUGGAAUGGAUUUCAAGCCCAGGGAACACAGGAUACAAGGAUGAAGUGACUUCACAGCUUUAAAAUAAACCCAAUAGCGGAAUCUGAUUCCUGGUCAUCGAAAGCUGAAAGAACUAUAUGCACUGACAGAACCUCAGGUAACCCCAAGAUGGCUGCCAAGCGCAAAGGUGGCUUGAAGCUGAACGCGAUCUGUGCUAAGCUCAGCCGCCAGGUCGUUGUUGACCACAAGGGACCCGAGCGGGCGCAUGCCGACAAGCCUCCCCUGGGUUGGGAGAGCGCUGGUGGGGGCACCCUCACCACCGCAAAGGAUAUCGCCCGGCCUGGGGCCAAGGAACUGGGCCCAGAGUUCCCCGAGGGGGUCGACCGCGUGCAGAAGAUUGAGGAGGACAAGCGAAGGGAAGUGAUUGAAAAGUGGGUCAACGGGGAGUACAGCGAAGACUCCUUGCUGGGGCGCAUCGAGAGCAAGGAACCGAGGGGCUCCGAGGGCGCUGAGGUGCCCCCCGAAGGCGUGUAUAUGGUACAGCCCAAGGGGUGCAGUGAUGAAGAGGACAACGUGGAUGAGGCCGAGCCACUGAGGGGACCCCAAGAUGGGAGCAGCUUCCUGGAUGAACGGGAUUCAGAUGGGCCUCCCUCGAAGGACGAAAGCUUCCGGGGUCCCAGCAGUGAGGUGGUCUCCAAGCUAGGUGGAGGAGCUGCCUCAGGGGAGGCCUCGUCUCUGAGGGACUACGCCGCCACCACCAUGAACGAGUUCCUGGGCAUGUUUGGCUACGAUGACCAGAACAUGCGGGACGAGUUGGCUCGCAAGAUCAGCUUUGAGAAGCUAAACGCCGCUACCUCAGAGGCCACUGCCGCUGCUGUCGUGGCCACCUCCCUAUCUGGCGAGGACGCCAUGAGCAAGCGAGCCCGCCUCUCCAAGUACGAAGAGUAUAUCCGCAAGCUGAAGGCCGGCGAGCAAGUCCCAUGGCCGAUUCACCCAGCUAAGACCGAGGAGAUGGCCAGCAAGCUUGGCAAGGAAGCCCCGACCACCCUGGGGCAAGUGAUCCGGCUGCCCGCUCCCGACACCUCCCUCCUGCCGGAGACGAAAGCCACCAUUUUGCCUCUGCCUUCCCCCAGCAGUUCCCAGAUCCAAGGGCUGAUGUCUCGGGCCUCCAAGUACGACUUCUUCAUCCAGAAGCUGAAGACGGGCGAGAGCCUCCGGCCGCAGAACGGCAACACCUACAAGAAGGCCUCUAAGUACGACCUGGAGAACGUCAAGUACCUGCACCUCUUCAAGCCGGGGGAAGGGAGCCCGGACAUGGGAGGCGCCAUCGCCUUCAAGACCGGCAAAGUGGGGCGCCCCUCCAAGUACGACGUCAGGAACAUCCAGAAGCUGACCCCGGUCAAAGCGCCGGCACCCAGCUUGGGCCCCGCCCCUCUCGCCAGCACCCCCAGCACCGCUCCGGUGGCCGGACCCGAGCAGCCGGUGUCUUUGCCCUUCAACACUCCAGAGUACCUGAAAUCCACGUUUUCCAAGACGGACUCCAUCACAACUGGAACGGUUUCCACUGUUAAGAACGGAUUAACCACUGACAAACCAGCUGUCACCGAAGAUGUAAAUAUUUACCAGAAAUAUAUUGCCAGGUUUUCCGGAAGCCAGCACUGCGGACACAUUCACUGUGCAUACCAAUACCGAGAACAUUAUCACUGCCUUGACCCGGAGUGUAACUAUCAGAGAUUCACAAGCAAGCAAGAUGUGAUCCGGCAUUACAACAUGCACAAGAAGCGGGACAAUUCCCUCCAGCACGGCUUCAUGCGCUUCAGCCCGCUCGACGACUGCAGUGUUUACUAUCACGGCUGCCACCUGAAUGGGAAAAGCACACACUACCACUGCAUGCAGGUGGGCUGUAACAAAGUCUAUACCAGCACUUCCGACGUAAUGACCCAUGAGAACUUCCACAAGAAGAACACCCAGCUCAUCAAUGAUGGAUUCCAGCGGUUUCGGGCCACGGAGGACUGUGGCACGGUGGACUGCCAGUUCUACGGGCAGAAGACCACUCACUUCCAUUGCAGGCGUCCUGGUUGCACUUUCACCUUCAAGAACAAGUGCGACAUUGAGAAGCACAAGAGCUACCACAUCAAGGACGACGCCUAUGCCAAGGACGGCUUCAAGAAGUUCUACAAGUACGAGGAGUGCAAGUACGAAGGCUGCGUCUACAGCAAGGCCACCAACCACUUCCACUGCAUCCGGCCCGGCUGCGGCUUCACCUUCACCUCCACCAGCCAGAUGACCUCCCACAAGCGCAAGCACGAGCGCCGCCACAUCCGCAGCUCGGGCGUGCUGGGCCUGCCCGCCUCCCUCCUGGGGGCCAAGGACAACGAGCAGGAGGAGUCCAGCAACGACGACCUCAUUGACUUCUCCGCCAUGAGCUCUAAGAACUCCAGCCUGAGUGCCUCCCCCACCAGUCAGCAGUCUUCCGUCUCCCUGAUCGUCCCGGGAGCACCCUCCUCGGCGGCAGAGCUCUCGGCCUCGCAGGCCUCCAGCAAACCCAACAACAUGCCGACGGCUUCCAAGAUCCCCGGCCUACUCUCCCAAGCCCUCCCGAGCAAUAUCCCUUUGGCCCUGGCACUCUCCAACGCAGCACUUCCUGGAACGGCGGGCUCUUACUUCCCUAUCCUCCCCAGCCGGGUCGCCACCCCGCUGCCCGCCGGCUCCGCCAGCUUGAUAGCCGCCAGUGCUUCCAGCACCAACCCAGCGCCGUCUGCCAGCUCCCCUUCCCAGGCCAUCUCAGGUUCCAGCGAGGCAGCGGCCACCUCUUCCCCAACUCCGGCAGCAUCCAUCAUGGAGAGGAUCUCCGCCAGCAAAGGCCUGAUUUCGCCAAUGAUGGCCAGGCUGGCUGCUGCAGCACUUAAGCCCUCGGUGGCUGUGGAGGCAGGGAAUGGACAACCAACCACUCCUGGACGGUUUAACCCAGCUCAGAUUAAGCAAGAGGCUACAGAGAAUCCAGGCUCCGUGUCCACCGUGACCCAGGAUUCCUUGCAGGAGCACAGCUUGGACCUGAGUGUGAAGGAUCAUGGUAAUGAAUCAAAUGGCCACACAGUCUCGGCAAAUUCAUCUCUUUUAUCCUCGCUUAUGAAUAAGAUGUCUCAGACCAACCCCAACCUCGGCAACCUUCUUGGCUUGAAGGUGGAGGCUGAUGGCAGCCCUCUGGGAGCUUCAGGUGAUGCCACGCAAUACCUGGGCAAGACAGUGAAGGCUCUUGUCCAGGAGAAACUCUCUGAGCCCUGGAAGAUGUACCUGCGCAGAUUUGGUACCAAGGACUUCUGCGAUGCUCAGUGUGACUUUCUUCAUAAAGUGCAUUUCCACUGUGUGGUGGAAGAAUGUGGAGCCCUCUUCAGCACCUUGGAUGGAGCCAUCAAGCACGCCAAUUUCCACUUCCGAACAGAUGGCGGAGCUGUGAAAGGAAGCUCUGAAUUCUCUUUCCCAACCGUUGCUGAGACCAAGACUUCCUUAGCCCCUUCGUCACCCUCAGCUUCUUCUUCCGCUGCGCUGGCCAACACCUCUGCCCCGGAUGUGCCCACCCCGAGCUCGGUGACUGUGCCCUCCACUCCCACCCUCCUGGCCUGGAAACAACUGGCUUCCACCAUCUCUCAGAUCCCCACAUCAGUGCCUAACCUGGCCACGUCCCCCUUGACGACGACUUCCCUCGAGAACGCCAAGCCUCAGGUCAAACCUGGCUUCCUCCAGUUCCAGGAGAAUGAUCCAUGCCUGGCAACAGAUUGCAAGUAUGCCAACAAAUUCCACUUCCACUGUCUGUUUGGGAACUGCAAGUACGUGUGCAAAACCUCCGGAAAGGCCGAGUCCCACUGCCUCGACCACAUCAACCCCAACAACAACCUCGUGAAUGUGCGAGACCAGUUUGCUUAUUACUCCCUGCAAUGUCUCUGUCCUAACCAGCACUGUGAGUUCCGAAUGCGAGGGCAUUACCACUGUCUUCGCCCUGGCUGCUUUUUUGUGACCAACAUCACCACCAAACUCCCCUGGCACGUGAAGAAGCACGAGAAGGCAGAGCGCAGAGCAGCCAACGGCUUCAAGUACUUCACCAAGAGGGAAGAGUGCGGCAGGCUAGGUUGCAAGUACAACCAAGUGAACAGCCAUUUCCAUUGCAUCCGUGAAGGCUGCCAGUUCUCCUUCCUCCUGAAGCAUCAGAUGACAUCCCAUGCCAGGAAGCACAUGAGGAGGAUGCUGGGGAAGAACUUCGACCGUGUUCCCACUCAGGUUAUUGGACACACUCCAAGGAACGAAAACCUCCCCCAAGUCAGCAGCAUGGCUCCCAGCCCAGCCUCAUCAGGGACUCCUGCUUCCUUCCAGGGACCCCAAAGCAUGAUGGAUACCGAGACAGAUGAGUACAUUGACUACACAGGAUGCAGUCCUGGUGGCAUCUCCUCUGAGUCCUCCAAUAUGGACCGCAGCUGCUCCAGCACGCCAGUGGGCAACGAAAGCACUUCAGCCGGCUGCCUGGCUGCUGCUGCUGCUCCUCCUCCUGCUGCUGGUGAUGACGUUACCCAAAAUGCACCACAACCACCAUCUCUGCCUCCAUCUUUCUCACAAGCCCUGCUCAGGUCUCCCCUUCCUUCCCUCCCGUAUCUCUUCUCUCCAUCUUGUGUCUCAUACUCUCUGCUAAGUGCCACUCUGGGAUCCAGCAGGGGCCUUGUCUUGCCCACCGCCAGCUCAACAGGGUUUUCACCCAUCAUUGCCGCCCCAACUCCAGUCAAAAGCGAUGUCCCUCUAGUGCAGGAUGCGGCAGGGAACACCAUCACCAUGCCAACUGCCGCAGGGGCCAAGAAGCGCUUCUGGAUCAUUGAGGACAUGUCCCCAUUUGGCAAGCGGCGCAAAACGGCCUCCUCCCGCAAGAUGCUGGACGAAGGAAUGAUGCUGGAGGGCUUCCGGCGCUACGACCUCUACGAAGACUGCAAGGAUGCCAGCUGCCAGUUCUCAUUGAAGGUCACCCACUACCACUGCACAAGGGAAAACUGCGGCUACAAGUUUUGCGGCCGCACCCACAUGUACAAGCAUGCCCAGCACCACGACCGCGUCGACAACCUGGUGCUGGACGACUUCAAGCGCUUCAAGUCCUCCCUGAGCUGCAACUUCCCCGACUGCCAGUUCUCGGGAAACAGCACGCACUUCCACUGCCUGCGCUGCGGCUUCCGCUGCACCGACAGCACCAAGGUGACGGCCCACCGCAAGCACCACGGCAAGCAGGACGUCAUCAGCGCCGCAGGCUUCUGUCAGUUCAGCUCCAGCGUGGACUGCGAGGUGCCCGACUGCAAGUACAAACUCAAGUGCUCCCACUUCCACUGCACCUACCCCGGCUGCAAGCACACGGUGGUGGGCAUGUCGCAGAUGGACUCGCACAAGCGCAAGCAUGAGAAACAGGAGCGUGGAGAGCUGCCGGCCAUCUCUCCGGGCCCCGAGGCCCUCCCGCCCUCCACUCUGGAGUACGAUGCGCAGAACUCUUCCGUCAACCUUGACAGCUCGCUCAACCUCGGCACUGACACAAACAGCUCCCUCUUCUUCCUGCAGAAUGCAGCGGGCGUGGGCCUCAACGACUCCUUGGACCUCAGCCAGAAAUUGCCAGAGGCUGCGGGCGCUGCCCUUCCCCCGCCGGGGAGGGUGGGGUCCCCGUGGAGAGCGAGCGGCUUCCAGCCAGCUGUGGCAACGUGGAGGACGACUCCUCCCACGACGAGGAGGAGGAGGAGGAGGAAAUGAAUGAGGAAGACGAGGAGGAGGAAGAUGACGACGAUGAUGACGAUGACGAUGAGGAAGAUCUGAACACAGACUCUGAAGAGUCACUUCCUGACCCCCAGGCCAUGCCUGCAAAG
Molecule: messenger RNA, 6479 nt
Organism: Podarcis muralis (Common wall lizard)
Lineage: Eukaryota; Metazoa; Chordata; Lepidosauria; Squamata; Lacertidae
Gene: CASZ1
Product: castor zinc finger 1
Biological process (GO): regulation of neuron differentiation; positive regulation of transcription by RNA polymerase II
Cellular component (GO): nucleus
Molecular function (GO): DNA-binding transcription factor activity, RNA polymerase II-specific; RNA polymerase II transcription regulatory region sequence-specific DNA binding
Source: RefSeq, a predicted model, not a curated record